Camponotus floridanus (Florida carpenter ant) is the source of this 3145-nucleotide messenger RNA. It is a transcript of the gene PPP4R2r, whose product is annotated as serine-rich adhesin for platelets. The record is from RefSeq and is a predicted model, not a curated record. NCBI's taxonomy places the organism in Eukaryota, Metazoa, Arthropoda, Insecta, Hymenoptera, Formicidae. The transcript has a single exon. The coding region runs from base 216 to 2555 and encodes 779 amino acids. Gene Ontology annotation, molecular function: protein phosphatase regulator activity. Gene Ontology annotation, cellular component: protein phosphatase 4 complex; nucleus; cytoplasm. Gene Ontology annotation, biological process: protein dephosphorylation.
CUGCCAUUCUCCCUCCUUAUCGCAGUUCUCAUUGUUGCUGUUUUGUGGCCGGUGUGUUUGCUAGUUUACAUUUUUGGUUGUUUCUCUCGCGUAGAGCUUUUCUCGUGGAAAUUUUUCGAAUUUUACGCAACGAAUUUCAUUACACAGAUAAUCGAGAUAAUUGAGAAAAAACGAGGGAGAUUUGUCGGUGGAGGUUGUCGGCGGUGGCGGGGAAGAUGGAAAAUUUGGAGGAGGUAUUGCAGGCGCUCGACGAGUUCCAGAAGAUGCGUCCCACGGUGAUUCCACAGGAGUUGGAAGAUUAUUUAUGUUGGGUCGCCAAGACGGGCGAUCCCGUCUACCAAUGGCCGUUGAUCAAAACGCUCUUCAGAGAGAAGCUUACUCGUGUAAUGACAGACUUUUACGAGAACUGUCCCAAUUUAGAAUUCGCAACCUGUCCUAAUGUGGAACACUUCAACUAUGACGCUAUGAAGAGCAAUCUUCUCGAGAGACUCGAGUCGUUCGCUAACGCCCCGUUCACCGUUCAACGGAUAUGCGAGUUGCUGACAUCGCCGCGUAAAGAGUACAAUCGCGUGGAUAAAUUUAUGCGCGCCAUCGAGAAGAACAUCCUGGUGGUUUCGACGCGCGAACCAGGACCUAUAGCUCGACGCGGUGAAACGGGAGACGGUAUGGUCAACGGGUCCGUCGAGGAAGACACUGCCUCGGUUACGCAGCAGCAGCCACCGCCACCUCCGCCGUCACCCUCUCCGUCUUUGUCACCGUCACAGCUACCAUCAUCACCGUCGCAGCCACCGCAAACAACUCAACCAGUACAACCGACCUCGCAGGAUGUCGAGAUGGAAUAUUGGGAGAAGGACUGUACCUCAACUGUCACCAUCAGCGUGCACACUGUUACUGAAAACGAACCUGCUCUUCUUCACAACGAUGUACCAACCACUGGUUCUCCGGUGACUAAAAGCGUAUUUACCGAGACUGCUCGAGAGAAACUAGAGCAAGCAUCUUCUAGAACAGAAAUCGCACCGUCUAAUUAUAUUUCUGCUGCUUCAGAGUUCUCGUCUGUGUCGAAUUUAACUUCGCAGUCACACGAACCGGUAUUGCCAAACGUUUCUGCUGUUCCGAUUGUACAGAAUCUACCAGCUGUUGGAACGAUGAUCACGGACAAGAUCACCAGUGACUCGUCCGUCAGUGCUACUGAUAUAGCAGAGGUGAUUAUGAAUGAGGACACUAAUUCUCAACCCAAUUUAGAUAUAGAGAAUGAGGAAAUUGAAGCAGUAACAAUAGCGAGUUCCACGACGACAACUGCGACGACGAUACCGACGACGUUGACGACGGCGACGACCGCGGCAACAACAACAGCAACAUCGACGACGUCGGCGGCAACAACAACAGUCACUGUAGUGGCAACGGUAAUACCGUUGACGACAGAUACUACGCGAAAUCUACAAGCUGCUUUCCAAGCGAAACGCUUUGAAUCAGAUAGCGAUAACAAAUGUUUGGAUAAUAAAUCCGACGAGAAAGCACCAAUUCAGUCGACGAUAAUCAGCGUGGAAGACGAAGGAGUCGGGCAUUCCACGAAAAGCGAGGAAACUGCGUUGAACAAAUUGAAUUCCGAAUGUGUGGAUUCAAACGAAAUGUCUUGUAAUGAAAAUAGAUUAACUGAAAAUUUAUUACAAACGGAUAUCGAUAUGAGAUCCGACGCUUUGGAAAAUAAUAUCGAAAGUAAUAAUAUGAAAGAAAUAAAUGCCGAAGAAAUAGUUUCAAAUAAACCAGAAGAAGAGAGUACAUCAGUUCUCGAGGAUACAGACAAAGAAAAUUUAGGUUCCAAGAAUAAUGACAAGAUAAAAACAGCAAUGUUCGUUGAAUCUGAACUUGAAGAAAAGGAUAGUACAAUUACAUCCGAAGAAUGUAUGAGCGCAGUCAUUGUAUCUAACAGUGAAGCAUUAUAUAAACCAGAGAAAACUGAGAUGCAUUCUAAAGAGGUAUCUGUGAUGAUUUCUUCCAAGGAAAGUUUUAUACAUGACCAAUCCAUAAGCCAAAAAAAGGAGAAUACAGAAGUAACCGAUAAUGUUAUAGAAGCAGUUCCUAGAGUAGCAUCUCCUAAUAGUAAUGAUAAUGAACAAGAAGUAGAGGUUCCUGAACUUAACACGGAUAAUUUGAAAGUUAUGGAAGUUUCCAAUGACAAGGCUCCUCUAGUCGAAUCUAUGAUAUCGCUUCCAGUAAGUACAAUAGAAAAACCUAAAGAAGCAACAUCUGUAAUUGAAAAAUUUGUUUCUGUUUCGCCUACUGUCGAGAUGACAGAAAGCUCUGAUAUCAGUUGUCAAUCUUUAAAAGAUGAAAAAUUAACAGAAAUUCAAGAUGAUAGUUCAACAAAUGUACAAGAUAAUAAAACAAUAUGUAUUACAACAAAAGAAAACCAGUCUUCUGUAAUAGAAAGUAUAAUUUGUUUAAAGGAACAUGAAUCUACAGAAUUAAUGGAAGUUGAUGAGGAAUCACUAUCGACGUUUCAACAGGAUGAACCUAUGGAGCAGGAAACUAUGGAAGAAUUGUCAAAAAGUUAAUCUUGACUUAUCUAAUCAAUCGCUGUUUCUCUCUGUUUAAUAUUUGAUAUCUAUUUUUUAGAUAGAUAUCGAAAUAAGAGCCAACACAUAAAUAUCUUUGCGCAUAAACAAGCUCCUUGUGCGCGAUACGCGUAUAAUUUCUACAACCAUUAAUUAUUAAUUAUUAAUUAUGUGAAAUUUAAAUUUUCAGUCAAUAUUAAGUAGCUUUCAAUGAAGUUGUCUCGACUGUGUGAAUAAGCUCUGGCAUUCACUUAUAAAGAGAUUUAUCGCAAUGAAUUUUCUAACUCUUAAAAGGAAAAGAACACUGCCUACUCCCAAAAGAUUGUAAUACUGAAAAACCGCUUGUGUAUAGAAACCAGAUUUGGUAAACGUUUCAAUAUGGAUUUAUACAAAUACCAUAAAUGUCUGCUUAGAAUAAGGUUGUGCCUAUAAAUAUGAUGUAUAUUGCGUAUUGCACAAGCAUAUCUAAUAAAUUUUUAAAUAACGUGUGUAAGAUCAUUAUAGAUUCGAGCAACAGAUUUCUUACAAUCGAGGUAAACGAAACAGCUUUGUUCAUGUAAUCACAGCCUUAUACUAAGUUUCGAUUAAAU